Messenger RNA from Plasmodium knowlesi strain H, 867 nucleotides. Its product is annotated as ran-binding protein 1-like protein. Gene Ontology annotation, cellular component: cytoplasm; nuclear pore. The record is from RefSeq and is a predicted model, not a curated record. Gene Ontology annotation, biological process: intracellular transport. Gene Ontology annotation, molecular function: GTPase activator activity. The transcript has 2 exons. Lineage: Eukaryota; Apicomplexa; Aconoidasida; Haemosporida; Plasmodiidae. Bases 1 to 867 code for a protein of 288 amino acids.
AUGGAAGAUGACAAAAACGAUUACAAUCCCGAAGAGGAAGUCACAACUGGAAAUUGGAACACCCCCAAGAUUGAAUUGAAAGAAGUAGAAAUAAAAACAGGUGAAGAGGAUGAAAGCCUGUUCUGGUCAGGGAGGUCUAAAUUGUACAGGUGGGUAGAAGGCGAGUGGAAGGAACGAGGACUAGGGGAAUCCAAACUGUUGUUACACAAGAAAAAAGGAAUCAUCAGGUUUCUACUAAGACAAGAGAAAACACUGAAGGUUGUGGCUAAUCACUAUAUCUACCCCAAUAAGUCCUACUGCAAACUCGUGCCCAACGCAGGAAGUGAAAAAAUCUACGCAUGGACAGUGAAAGAUUUUGCAGAGGAACCGAAAAUCGAGCAAUUUGCCUUAAAAUUCAACACGGCGGAGGCGGCCAAGUUGUUCAAGCAAAAGUUCGAUGAGGCGGGCCAAGUGAAUUUGAAGUUGCUCGAUGAUAACGGACAGCUGAAGAGCAAGGUCGCAGAGGAUAAGAAGGAGGACAAAAAGGAGGAUAAGAAAGAAGAGAAGGAAGAAGAGAAGAAGGAAGAGAAAAAGGAAGAGAAGAAGGAAGAAAAAAAGGAAGAAAAAAAGGAAGAGAAGAAGGAAGAGAAAGAGGACGACAAGAAGGACGACAAAAAGGAGGAUAAGAAGGAAGAAAAGAAGGAAGAAAAGAAGGAAGAAGAGAAGGAAGAAGAGAAAAAGGACGACAAAAAGGAAGAGAAGAAAGAAGAGAAAAAGGAAGAGAAAAAAGAGGAGGAAAAAUCCAAGGACAAUUCCAAAAGUGGGGAUGAGGAAAAGGAAAAGGAGAAAAAGAAGGAGGAGGAAGAGAACAUCAAGCGAGAAAACUGA